AGGUUUGCGGAGACUCCAGGUUUGCGGAGACCCCAGGAGCCAUGUCGCAGAAGCCGCUCAGCACCAUGGCCGCAGAGCGCAUGAACCUUGUGGCCCAGGACGAGAUCUGGAGAUACCGUCUGAAGGCUGAAUACGAAGCCCAGGAAAACUGGCCGACAAAGUGGGGCUAUUUAACGACCUCCAUGGAGAAGCUGCUUGAAGGUGAGGAAGAGCCACAUACCCCAAAGCCUAAGAUUGAGCUGCCCAGCCACUUCCGUGUCCGGCCAGUGAGCCCCUUGGACAAAUAUAUCAAGAUCCAUCCAUCACCUCCAGUCCCACAGACCACCCAGGGCUUCAUCGGGUGGCGAUCUGGGGUGCCAGGCCUGAACAAGUGCUUGGAGCAGGACACAGAGAUCUGCAGCUGCAAAGGGGCUUACGCCCGAGAGCUGCACUGGCCUGAGCAAGGCGUGUACUGAAGGUCACCAGCCUCCGCAUCAGGUG
Molecule: messenger RNA, 480 nt
Organism: Microtus ochrogaster (prairie vole)
Lineage: Eukaryota; Metazoa; Chordata; Mammalia; Rodentia; Cricetidae
Gene: Cimip1
Product: ciliary microtubule inner protein 1
Source: RefSeq, a predicted model, not a curated record